Arabidopsis thaliana (thale cress) is the source of this 3263-nucleotide messenger RNA. It is a transcript of the gene AtRZ-1c, whose product is annotated as RNA-binding (RRM/RBD/RNP motifs) family protein with retrovirus zinc finger-like domain-containing protein. Gene Ontology annotation, molecular function: zinc ion binding; RNA binding; nucleic acid binding. NCBI's taxonomy places the organism in Eukaryota, Viridiplantae, Streptophyta, Magnoliopsida, Brassicales, Brassicaceae. The transcript is spliced from 3 exons. Gene Ontology annotation, cellular component: nucleus. Bases 2137 to 2955 code for a protein of 272 amino acids. The record is from RefSeq and is marked reviewed.
GGCGUAGUACCUCAACCACCACCAUUUUAGGGUUUCUUCGUGCCAUUGAUAUUUUGAGAGGCGAAGGAAACAAUACGAUUCAGAGAGAGACGAGUGAAAAUGGCUGCAAAAGAAGGUAGUAGGAUUUUUGUCGGUGGUUUAUCGCCGGAAGUGACAGAUAGAGACCUUGAAAGAGCUUUUAGCCGCUUCGGAGACAUUCUCGAUUGUCAGGUACCAAUUUGAAAUUUUUGUUCUAUGUUUUGUUCUUCUCUGUGUAGGUUGGUACUAUUUUUAUUCCUUGAGUUUAUCAUAGCUUGUGCCUGCACUAGUCCUAUGAAAUUUAGAGAUUGUUAUCUAAAGCUUUGUGAUAAGAAUUGAACAUGUCUAUGAAUAUUUUUGGAAUGUUUUAAGUUGAAAGUGGUAUAUUUGCUUGAGCUGAUCGUGAAAACAUAUACUUGAAAAAAUGAGAUUACACUAAUAAUACAGAAAUACAGAGACGUUUGAGGAUUAGUUGAAAAGUCUUGCUUUGCAUUAUUCCUCUUUUCACUUAUUGAUCUUCCCUUUUUUCUUUUUUUUCCUGGAUGCUGGUAAUGUAUCACUGAAACACUAUAGAUUGAUGAAUUAGGGAUGAUAUUGAUCAGAGCUACAUGGUUCAAGUUGAGAAACUACUCUGUGAUAAAGAAUUAAACUGCCUGAGAUUUUAGGAUAUACAGUAGUGUUUGAGUUUCUGAGCAAAUUGAUUUCCACACUUUUGGAAUGUGUUUCACAAGGUUGGGACUGUCGUAACUGGUUACUUCAGUUUCUUCUAUCAUCAAGGAAAUUCUUUAUUUUGCUCUGGAGGGAUGACUGUUUUUUCGUAACUCAUGAUUGAGAUGUGUAAUUCUUGAGUUCUCUAAGUAUGCCGUGACUGGGUUUUGGUUUACUUCCUGAUAAUGUUCCUUGUUACUGCUCUUACUAGUAAUUAAAUGUUUGUUUGCUGGCCUGGGAUACCUGAUUUGGUUUUGAGUGGUCAAUUCGAGAUGCUACCCAGUUUAGGCCAGAGUCUCAGUUCUUCUUCAGGUGGUGAAGAUAUUUAGGAACUCCUUGCAGUAGUUACGUUGUGUAGUCAUAUUUCUGGAUAAUCCCAGUCUACAUUCAGUUGUCUUGCCGCAAGAUUUCGUUUUCUCCUCAUACCCUGAGCAUCAGUGCAAGCAGUUUGGAUUCUUCAGCGUAGUAUGAACCUGCAGAACGGAAAAUUACACUCAGUUGAAGCAGAGAUCUCAAGGUUUCGGUGAUCCUUUUCUUAUCCAGAUUUCCUACUUGUCUUUCUUGUGGGCUGUUUGCUUUACCUCAUCUCGCUUCUCCUGCCAUGUGUGGCUAGUAGGAGUUACAUGGAUUUGAUCUUUUCCUUUCUCUGUUCUUCUUUUUCAGUCUUACAAAUUUCCUAAUUUUCUAAUGCAAGCCAAUUAAAAUGAUUCUUGUGCCUGGGCCACACAUUUUCUAUAUCCACCAACCCCAGUUCUCUGUGCUUAUCUUUUCCGGAAGUUUCUGAAACCUGAUAAAGCUCUUUGUGUGAGAGGAAUUCUGUAUUUCUGAUCUGUGGGUUGUGGUGCUAUGUAAAGAAUCGUCAGCUCCAGUGAAUCUGAAUGACUUCAGCUGGAUCAAUGUCAGAUGAUAUCUGCAUAUUGAGUAGAAACAGAUGUUUGAUCAGUAAUUUUGAGUACAGCUAAUUAACUGACUUCCUUCUCUGUAAACCUUCCUCUCUUUAGUUUUGCAACUACAUCACAUGGCUGUUGAGAAUAGGGAUGAACUAGUAUACUAUCUAAGGGCUUAAAUUGAGGAAUUUUUCAUUUUGAACUGAGAAAAAGUUGUUAGUGCUUUCUGCUACCUCUGCUUGAGAUUGGAGACUUACUUUAAAGUUGAUUCAGUUUCUGGGGAUCUGUACUGUGUUUUGCUCUGAAGUUGAGGUUGAUUGACUAUUUACUACACAAAGCAGGGUCACAGUGUUAUGCAGUGAACCUUAAAACGGUUGGGUGUUUCUUGAUGUCACAUGGGCUUGAUAUGAUCUUUCAGAUUUUGCAAUCGUUUCAUUUUACUACUGCCCUUCUGCUCACUUUUAGCUACACGUAUGCAUAUAUCUUUGGGAAAUCAGCUUUUAUGGUGUAUUGUGUAUAGAUCAUGCUGGAAAGAGAUACUGGUCGUUCACGUGGAUUCGGGUUUAUCACUUUUGCUGAUCGCCGCGCUAUGGAUGAGUCCAUCAGAGAGAUGCAUGGAAGGGACUUUGGUGAUCGGGUCAUCUCAGUGAACAGAGCUGAACCAAAACUGGGGCGAGAUGAUGGAGAAAGUCAUGGCUCUAGAGGUGGCAGAGACAGUGGCUACUCGAUUGCUGGAAAAGGAAGCUUUGGUGGAGGUGGAGGUGGAGGUGGGCGUGUUGGUGAAGAUGAAUGCUUCAAGUGUGGACGGGUUGGGCACUGGGCCCGUGAUUGUCCUUCUGCUGGUGGUGGUCGUGGAGGACCUGUUGGUGGUUUUUCUUCACGUGCUAGUGCGUAUGGAGGAUCUGAUGGACGUGUUGACCGCUAUGCUGACCGUGACCGCUAUGUGGACCGCGAACGAUACAUAGAUGAUCGAUACGACGGUGCUGCACGCUAUGGUGCUAGAGACAGGUUUGACAGCAGAGAAGCCUACAUACCCCGUGAUCGAUACGCCAGUGACAGGUAUGCAGCCCCGGCUGAUCGGUUUGCAGGUGGUGAUAGAUACAGCCGUGGAUCAGACCGUUAUCCUCCAGGGAGCUAUGACAAAGCUCGGUCCUUUGAGAGAGACAUAGCCCCGAGUGCAGGCAGUGACAGGUACGGUGGUGGUAGAGCUGGUGGUCCCAUCCGUGGAGGAGGAGAGGAGGGAAGAGGGUUUAGAAGCAGAGCCGGUGCUCCUUAUGAGAGACCGAGCAGAAGUGGUGGUGGUGGAGCUUAUCCGUCGUCGUCCACUUUUGACCGUUAUUAAGACACAUUAAUGAAAGAAAGUGAGAAUGAUGCUUGGUUAGAGCUCUAUACACUCAGUCGUGUGUGUUGCUUGUGGUAAUGAAUAUCUCUGUAAGCGUUAUAGGUGUAAAAGACUUGUCUUUUUUAUUUAUAUAUGAUUAGUUUGCGGACCUGUUUAGCUUUGUAUUUUGAUCCUUUAUUAUUUUUGGUUUGUUUUGGACCAUAACAUGACUUUUGAGCUUCGUCAGUCAAUGUUAAACCUUGCACACAUAACUAGCCUUUUUAGUUUCAUCAUCAAUGUACAAGAGACGAGUGUCUUAGGCAUCCGCA